Xyrauchen texanus (razorback sucker) is the source of this 5355-nucleotide messenger RNA. Its product is annotated as neuronal tyrosine-phosphorylated phosphoinositide-3-kinase adapter 2-like. The transcript is spliced from 7 exons. NCBI's taxonomy places the organism in Eukaryota, Metazoa, Chordata, Actinopteri, Cypriniformes, Catostomidae. The record is from RefSeq and is a predicted model, not a curated record. Gene Ontology annotation, biological process: phosphatidylinositol 3-kinase/protein kinase B signal transduction; neuron projection morphogenesis. Bases 614 to 3355 code for a protein of 913 amino acids.
UCCUGAGUUAAUCUGCUGUGGCAGCCACUCACAGUGGAGCCUUAAAUCCAAGAACCAGCGCUGCCGAGAGAUACCCAGAAUAGUUUACGCUCAAGUACAUCCUUCAUGAAAAACAAGGAUUCACUUCGGAAGGUUUUUUGUGAGUGUAUGUGGUUCAUCUUGGAAGACUCAAUGACUCUAUGCUUUGUGCUGUAGCAAGACUUUUAAAAGUGCAUGUGUGGAGGGGGAUCAAGGAGGAUACUUUUCUCCGGUUGUACCUGUAAUGUUGUUGCGCUCUAGUGGGUGUAGUAUGAACAGAUGAAGAGUAGAGCAUCUUUUGGACGGGAGUUAAAUGUUGCACAGACUCAGGGGGCUCAAGGUUCUUUGGCUACAAGGAGCUGCAGGCAACUACUGUCACGGCUGCAUUUUCUCAGCCUCUCUGCACAUGGAACCUAGGAAUUAGUGUUUUCAGACUAGAGUGCGACUUUAAAAUGGCCUGAAACGUUCCUGCAGGAGUAGAAUUGCAAUCUCAGGAUAUCAGUCACGCUUCUAAUGGAUGCACCUGAACUGGUUCACACCAUAUCCUGCAGGGACUACUAGUUCCUCUAAUGACCUGUUGGAAUGCCUGUGAGCAAUGAUUAGCUGCAAAGAGGGGUAUUCUCUGAACUUUUUGCAGUAUGUUGAAGACUGUGGACUAAGAGCAUAUAACAGAUUGGUCACGCAGAACAUCGACUUGUGGAAUGAGAAAAACAGGUUUAACUUUCAGGAGAAAAACGACAAGAAGCGAAAGCAGGAAGAAGCCAUUAAAAGGGGGGAGGAGGUGGUCACCGAGGGUAAGCACCUACGAAUAGGCUCCAUGCCGGCCCCUGUGGAACACGUGUCCCCUCACCAGCACCAGCCCCCCUGCAACAUUGGUUUCGCAGUUCGUUCACAGUCCCUGCACUCUGUGGGGGGAGGGGAAGAGGAGGGCAGCCCUACAUCCCGCAAACUGCCCCCACCCAAACCACGGCGGGACCCCAACACCAAACUCAGUAUCUCUUCUGAAGCUGUGGACCUCAGUCCGACCAGCUGUAAAGGCGAGCACUCAGACAGAUGUGAUGGAACACAAGGCUGCAGUGAGGACUGCAGGAAAGUUCCCCCACCAAAGCCCAUGAGGAAUCCCAACACGCAACUGAGCACUUCCCUCGACGAGUCUUACAUUCGCAAUCAUGGCUCUACAGGUUUACCCACCAUGCCCUACACAAGAGAUAGCCAGGCUCCAUCUCCUCCCCAGCCUCAGGGCCCACAGCAGGACUCAGACCUAGAUGAACCUGUCUAUAUUGAGAUGUCAGGGAACGCCGGCCGAGAAACAACCCCUUGUGUUUUGGACGAUGAACCGGGUGAGGCCGUCUACGAAGAGAUGAAGUACCCUGCCCUUGAUGAGUAUGACUCACGUUGGGAUCUUGUGAGCUGUCGAUCACAAUGUUUCACACCCUUCCCACCUGAGGUUGAUAGCCACACCUCUCUAAGCCGUUGCACGACUCCUCUGAGCAUGGCUCUUUGUGACAUUCCUGCUCCUUUCCCCAACCUGUUGUCCCACAGGCCACCUUUACUAGUUUUCCCUCCAGCCCCUGCUCAGUGCUCGCCCAACUCGGACGAGUCCCCACUCACCCCUCUAGACAUGACAAAGCUGCCCAUGUUGGAAAAUUCCCCUUACGGCAAGUCGCCAACCUCAUCCUCUUUAGAAACUUCUGGCUCUGCUUCUACCUCGCACCUUAGACGAGCUGAGAGGGAGCUAACGGCCACUCCUACAUUAACAGUGUCGGGGAGAUCCUCAGCGCCUCCACUGCCCUGUGCCCUUUAUAAAAGCUCACCCUCUUCACAUGGUUAUCAACGCAGCUACUCAGCCUGCCCCUCACCUGUCAGCAUAGGCCGCUGCCUGACGCCCCUCAGCCUCAUGCGGUCUCCACCUUUUGAUGGCCCAUUCCCUGGAGCUGGCCUUCCUCGCAGCGCGUCUGCCACACCUCAUGGAAAGUGCUCACCACCUCAGGAUUCUGUUCCAGGGGGACGCCAUCAUGGCUCCAUGCAGAAUGUCUCAAUGACACGCUCACGGACGCCCACUAGCCCACUUGAUGAGCUCACAAACCUUUUCACCACUGGCAGGAACAUGCUGAAAAAGAAUACUAGUGGCAGGAAGAGCAAGGAGCCAGGAGAAGGUGAAACUAAGGGAAGGGGCCACAGCUCUGAGUCCAAAAGGGAGCACAAGGAGAGGAGCCAUCACAGCAAAGAAUCUAAGCGAGAUAAAGACCGUAGCAGCAAUGGAAAGACUUCGCAUCGGCGAGAGAGCAAAGACAAAGAGCUGAAUGGAAUCGAAGCCUUAUCUCGACAUGACAGCAAGGAAUGCGGCUACGGUAAUGUUGAACCAUUAACCAGAAGGGACGGCAAAGACAGGGGGUGUAACGGUCCAGAGAAUGCUCCUCGACAAGAUAGCAAAGAUAGAGGCAGCAGCACUGAGGCAAUGACUCGACGGGAUAGCAAAGACAGGGGCUACAUCACUGCAGAACCUUUUCCCAGAUGGGACAGUAAGGACAGAGGCUGUAAUGCUCCGGAUCUCUUGCCCAGACAAGACAGUAAAGAACUUCUAAGAAAUGGUCUAGAGACCAGACGUGACAGCAGGGAGAAAAUUUGCUAUGGGAUGGAACUGCCUCCGAGACAUGAAAGCAAGGACCUGGGUAUAACUGGGCCGGAAUGUCAACAGGAUAGUAAAGAUGGUGGAAAGCAUGACAAGGAAUCUGGUAAGGACAAGGUGAAGAGUAACCACAGUGCAGAGAGCCGACAGUGGACCAAGGAAAGGAUCAGCAGUGGCAAUGAUGUAGUGACCAGAAGGGACUGCAAAGAUAGGGGAGUUCACACAAAUGAUGCUUUACCAUGGUAUGAGGGGAAAGAUAGCACAGAAUCACCCAAAGAACAUGAAAGGGACACAAGGUCUGGAUCUUCAGCCAUGGCACCAUCCAACCGGUCUGGACGAUCCUCCAUGAGUCCCCGUAAAAUGUCAGGGAACUCAAACUCUGACCUAAAGACAGCUCCAAAGGCAUGUCGGACCUCCACACUAGUUACACCGUCUCCAAUAGGCACACCUCAAAGACAGCCUCCUGAUGUCCAACAGAUGCCCCCUAUGCCAUGGUUAUUUGGUGACAGCACCAUGCUGGAGAUGAUUGAGAGAAAACAGCGUCUCUGUCGGGAGAUAAGGUCUCGUCAGAGGCUUCCUGACCGUAGCCCAUGCAAGAAAGAAAGCCUGCCUAACAUGCCCAGCUGGAGGAAAACCAAUGGGACGAAAAAGUACGGGCCACCCCCUUAUCCCACUCAGACCACUGUCUUCUGGGACACAGCCAUUUGACUUUUAACUCUUAUGAGCAUUAUAGGAUCCUGCUUCACCCUUUUUUAAUCAUCCAGGGCUGAAGCAGCCAAUCAGAGUGUGAUCCGACCAGAGGAUGGAUGGGUGGAUGUGGUCACCAUAGCAAUAUUUAAGAGGCUGGCUUUUAAGUGGUUUUCGUAUCAUUGGCGAUAUCUAAUAUUUUUAUACUCAAUGUGAUUCCUAAAUGACCAAGCACCAAUAGAUAUUUUCUAAAUGAAAUGGAAUAUCUUUGCAAAGUUUAUGUAGAGUUAGCCCAAUGCAAUUGUUGUUUUUCUACCUUUAUUUAUUUAUUUAUUUUUAAUUCACAAUACACAAUCAGUACCUUUGCAUCAAUAGUUUUUACUUGCCUUUCUAUUUCAAGACCUCUGGAAAUGACGUUUCUGUGGUAUUUUGCCACACUGAAUGAAGCCUAUUGUAAUACUGGAUGUUAUGGUGAUUGGACUAGGGCUAGCUUACUUCUUGCUGCCUUUCCGCACUUAGUAGACAAUUUAUUCGAAUGUGUAUUUAUUAAGUAAUAAAACAGAUUAAUAUUUCUUAUAGUCCUUCAAGAAGGACUUAAUUUAUAAUAUAUUUAUAAUACUUUUUUUUUUUUGGUCUUUGGCUUCUGUAGGCAUUUAAGUAGUUGGUUUCUGAAAGUAUUUCAGGUUUAAGGGCAGGUCAUUGCACAGAGUGCAAGAGGUAACAGUUUUCGGUGUGAUACACAAAAGGGCUCCUUUAAGAAGGGACCUUUUUUAACUGGACCUUAUUUGAUCUGUGUGUAUACUGUAUAUGGCAUGAAGAUCUGUAAAAAUGAGGGGCUACUCCCUCCUCUUUGGGUCUGUGGCAAUAGCUGGCAAGUGCCAGUGAAAAUCCUCCAAAGUGCACAACGAGGAUGGUCACCCAGAGAUUAAUGACAAUCUGGAAUUUCAAAGUUGUAUUUUUUGCCUCUUAGCAUUAUUUAAGAAGCGUGGACUGAUAAUUGUGACAUGAAACGAUAGGUUUUUUUGUGCAAUGGUCUUGUAUAGAAGGACUGUGCCAUUUUUUUAUCAUAAGUUAAUGGAGUAGAUUGAUUGGAUAAUUCAGACACAAAUACCUGUAUUAGCGACACAAACCAAUGACCAAUAGCUCUCAGCUAUUGUAAAUAUGUAGUACCCAUGGAUGCAUAGCCUGGUAACAGGGAUUAUGGCUGCAUAAACAAAGAGGCUGUACACAAGAGAGCAGCAAUUCCACAAUCCUCAAACCAUACAGUACUUGACUGGAUACCACAUCUGUCUCCCUCUACCUCUGAGAUCAGUUUAAGUGGUCAUUUGCACAACCAAUGCAACAUAUGCAUUGCCAAAGUACUUGGAUCUUGUAGUAAAUUCUCCACCCUCCCUCAUGUUUCCCUUAGGUGUCCUUGUUUGAAUCUGAUGCCUGUACAAAAAGUGUUGCCUUUCAGACCGGUUCUCACUGUAACUGGGUCACACUGGGUCGGUGAGAGGUCACAGAAAACUGUCAGGUAUAAUGUAUAGGGAUAGUGCAUCAGCAGCUAGUUAAUAAGCAUUUUGGAUUUGGGGGAGAAAUUUAAAUUGUUUGAGAGUGAACUGAUCUGAUCCUAGGUCAGAGGUAAAGGAGAGAACACCUAAAUGAGGGAGCACUUGGUAAACAGUCACAAAAACAUGGAGGUUCUGAGAUAUUGUAGCCUGUUCAUUUGUAUGUGUGCCAAGCUACACUGUAUGCAGAUCAACAAUAAAGAUGAUUGUUUGAAAUUCACUCUCUUGUGCCCAGAGGGUGCAGUUUGAAAUGUAACAAUGUACAAUCUCUUUGUAUGAAAAAAUGUGCACUGUGACAGGUAGAAAGCCUAUGUUCAUUGUCUUAUUGCACUGAGUGUUCUCUUAACUGUACAGUAAUGUUUGAAGAAAUGAUGCUGAUUGUCACAGGAGACUUUUCAAGAUAAAUAAAUAUGAACCUCAAUCUUCUGUGGAGAUGUUAGAUGUAUGAUGCCAUUUUUCAAAAAUAUCACA